AUGAUGAACUGGGAAGCAACCUUGCUUAAGUUUUCCCCUGCCAGUAACAGCCUCUUCACCAUCAAGCCUCCUGCUGUGCCUUCUCGUGGAAACACAGAUACACAGGGUGUUGUGGUGUUUCUUGGUCACCAACAAGGGGAGCAGCUGGCUAGGCUGGUGGAGAAUGGCACAAAGAUCUACAUUACCAUCAACAAAGGCCAAGAAGUGAAGUACAAGAUCACCAACAUCAAUAGCCAGAUUCGUGGGGAGGAAUUCGUGGAGAGUAACCCCGUGUGUGAGAGAGGGCAGGUGUUGCUCGACUGUCUUAUUGUGACGUCGGUGUUGUUCGUGUCUGUCUCCUUCAUAAUCUUGAUGGUGAUCUCUCUGGCGUGGCUUCUCUUCUACUACAUCCAGAGGUUUAGAUACAUUCACGCCAAGGACCGUCUGGCCCGACACCUAUGUAACGCCGCCAAGAAGGCUCUAGCCAAGAUCCCUGUCAAGAACCUCAAGUCUGGUGACAAGGAGGUGGCGACAGAGAGCGAGUGUUGUGCUGUGUGUAUUGAACCUUACCAAGUGUCAGACAUAGUGAGGACCUUACCCUGCCAGCAUGAGUUCCACAAGAACUGCGUCGACCCCUGGCUGUUGGAGCACCGCACAUGUCCCAUGUGUAAAAUGGACAUUCUGAGGUUUUAUGGAUAUGUGUUGAGUGACAGUGAGGAGAGCGUCCUGCAGCUGGACAUGAUGGAGGACACUCCUGCUGGGGAAACUGAAGGUCGCCUGCCAACACCGCCGCCUCCUCCAGCAGCACACACUCGCUCUAUGCCUCAUGUCUCCCAGGUCAUUAAUGCCGCCACCAGAAUCGCAACCAGUGGAGUUAACUCAUGGAAGACCGAAGCCAGCACAAGCAUCAUGGGGAAAAGGACUGGGAGCACACAGAACAUGCUGGUGACCACGAAUAGAGGAAAUCUGCAUAGAUGGCUCAGGGAAACCAUAACCGACAAUGGAAGUGAUGACCAGUGUGAAGAACCCAACAAUUGCGAGUUGUGA
Molecule: messenger RNA, 1026 nt
Organism: Homarus americanus (American lobster)
Lineage: Eukaryota; Metazoa; Arthropoda; Malacostraca; Decapoda; Nephropidae
Product: protein goliath-like
Exons: 9
Coding region: 1-1026 (341 amino acids)
Source: RefSeq, a predicted model, not a curated record